AUGUUGACCAUGUCAAAGUGUGGUUUGUUUUUAUGUCAGAAUACAGUGAAAUCAACAUAUUAUGAUUAUCCUGAUGACGAUGAUCCUCUGGAGGUGUCACUACAUAUUGAGACAACUAGAUCAACAGACGAUGUUGCUAUGAGUGAUGAUAUCGAACAAGAUGCUACAAGCGAUGAUAUCGAACAAGAUGCUACAACGGAUGAUUACAACGAUGUUUACUACGAUGACUUCAAAGAAGAGGAGACAACAUCAAAACUGUCAGAUGAGACACCAACAACGGUGUUAUAUACCGAGGAAUUAACUAACGGAGAACGUAUCUCGUCGUUUGAAAAUACAACAGAUGAACAAGCAAGUGGCAAUGAAACAUUAGUUGACGAUGAGAAAGCCAACAGCGUAUUCUUCAAGCAUAGAAUAUUAUUUAUCACAGUCGGUAUAUCAAUGUUAUUAAUUCUCACUAUCACUGUAUUAAUUAUUUUAUAUUUUCACACAACAGCGAAAUAUCGUUAUUAUCGAAAAGGUCAACAAGAUCCAACUUUAAAAUGA
Molecule: messenger RNA, 543 nt
Organism: Didymodactylos carnosus
Lineage: Eukaryota; Metazoa; Rotifera; Eurotatoria; Philodinida; Philodinidae
Source: the annotation of a GenBank genome assembly